Messenger RNA from Tyto alba (common barn owl), 6898 nucleotides. RefSeq names its product myosin VB (gene MYO5B). The transcript is spliced from 39 exons. Gene Ontology annotation, cellular component: vesicle; myosin complex; cytoplasm. NCBI's taxonomy places the organism in Eukaryota, Metazoa, Chordata, Aves, Strigiformes, Tytonidae. Gene Ontology annotation, biological process: actin filament organization; vesicle transport along actin filament. Gene Ontology annotation, molecular function: actin filament binding; microfilament motor activity; ATP binding. The record is from RefSeq and is a predicted model, not a curated record. The coding region runs from base 124 to 5568 and encodes 1814 amino acids.
UCUCGCCGCUCUCUUCCCUCUCCCUCCUCGUCUCCCGGUAGCUGUGAAGGUCUGUCCGUCCGCAAGUCUGCACUCGGUGCCUGCUGCCCCUAUGCUCAGCGCCCUGCGCUGCCCGCCCCAGCCAUGUCUGUCGCGCAGCUGUACACCAAGAACGCUAGGGUCUGGAUUCCUGACCCUGAUGAAGUUUGGAAAUCAGCAGUAAUUGCUGAGGAUUACAAAGAAGGAGAUAAAAGCCUCCGUCUGAUACUUGAAGAUGAAACUCUCUACGAAUAUGCUAUUGACUGCCAUGAAAAUGAGCUGCCUUUCCUGCGCAAUCCAGAUGUCUUGGUGGGAGAGAGUGACCUAACAGCCCUGAGCUACCUGCACGAGGCCGCUGUCCUCAACAACCUCAAAGUCAGAUUUCUGGAGUCCAACAGCAUCUACACGUACUGUGGUAUUGUACUUCUUGCCAUCAAUCCAUAUGAGUGGCUACCAAUCUACGAACAAGAUGUCAUCUACACCUACAGUGGCCAAAACAUGGGCGAUAUGGAUCCUCACAUCUUUGCAGUGGCAGAGGAAGCCUAUAAGCAGAUGACCAGGGAUGAGAAGAACCAGUCCAUUAUUGUGAGUGGGGAAUCAGGUGCUGGAAAGACGGUCUCUGCUAAAUAUGUCAUGCGCUUCCUUGCAACUGUCAGUGGUUCUUCCAGUGGGAUCAACAUCGAAGGCAAAGUCCUUGCAUUGAGCCCAAUUAUGGAGGCAAUUGGAAAUGCUAAAACAACAAGGAAUGACAACAGCAGUCGUUUCGGGAAGUACAUUAAGGUUGGCUUUGAUAAAGAAUGCCACAUCGUUGGUGCCAACAUGAGCACGUAUCUGUUGGAAAAAUCACGAGUUGUAUUCCAGGCAGAGGACGAGCGCAACUACCACAUCUUCUAUCAGCUUUGUGCCUCGGCGAGUCUUCCAGAGUUCAAAGAAUUUAGACUAACACGUGCUGAAGAUUUUUUCUACACUGCUAAUGGAGGUGUCACAUCUGUUAAUGGUGUGGAUGAUGCUGCUGACUUCGAGAAAACAAGACAGGCCUUCAACCUGCUCGGAGUGAAGAUGCUUCAUCAGAUGACCAUUUUUAGGGUAAUUGCUGCCAUUCUGCACCUAGGGAACUUGAAAAUCCAUGCGGAACAUGGUGGUGAUUCCUGCAGCAUAUUGAGCGAUGAUGAGCACUUGAAGAACUUCUGUGACUUGCUGGGUGUGGAGCACAGCCAGAUGCAGCACUGGCUUUGCCAUUGCAAGUUUGUCACCAGCACCGAGACCUACGUGAAGAGCUUGAGCGUGCUGCAAGCGGUGAACGCCAAGAACGCCAUAGCCAAGUACAUCUAUGCCCAGCUCUUCAGCUGGCUUGUGCAUCACAUCAACAAGACCCUGCACACCAGUGUCAAGCCGAACUCCUUCAUCGGCGUGCUCGAUAUCUAUGGGUUUGAAACUUCUGAAGUGAAUAGCUUUGAACAGUUUUGUAUCAACUAUGCCAAUGAAAAGCUUCAGCAGCAUUUCAACUUGCACGUGUUUAAGCUGGAACAAGAAGAGUACAUGAACGAGAGAAUCUCUUGGACUCUGAUAGAAUUCCAUGAUAACCAGCCCUGCAUAGACCUUAUAGAGGCAAGACUUGGUAUCUUUGACCUGCUGGAUGAAGAGUGCAAGCUUCCCAACGGCACUGACUGGAACUGGAUGCAGAAAUUGUGCGAGUGGCAUGGAAAAAACCAGCUAUUCCAGAAGCCCCGCAUGUCCAAGGCCUCCUUCAUCAUCCUGCACUUCACCGACAAGGUGGAAUAUGAGAGCAAUGGAUUUCUGGAGAAGAACAGGGACACCAUGUACGAGGAACAUAUCAACAUCCUGAAAGCCAGCAAGUAUGAAAUGAUAUCGGACUUAUUCCAAGAUGAGAAUGAUGCUGCACCCACCACUUCUGCAAGAAAGAAAGCACUCAAAGGCAGAAGAAGUUUUGACAGAUUAGUAGCCAAAGCUGACAGUAAUAAGAACAAGAAGACAGUGGGUUACCAGUUCCGCAAUUCACUGAAAUUGCUCAUGGAGACUCUGAACACCACCACCCCGCACUACGUGCGCUGCAUCAAGCCGAACAACGAGAAGCUCCCCUUUAAAUUUGAUUCGAAGAGAGUGGUACAGCAGCUGAGAGCUUGUGGAGUGCUGGAGACCAUCCGCAUCAAUGCUACUGGCUUCCCAUCCAGAUGGUCCUACCACAACUUUUUCAAUAGAUAUAGAGCUCUUAUGAACAAGAGGGACCUCUCUAUGGGAGACAAGAAGCAUAUCUGUCAGACCUUUUUGGAAGACCUCAUUAAGGAUCCAGACAAGUUCCAGUUUGGAGAGACCAAGAUCUUUUUCCGUGCAGGCCAGGUGGCAUAUCUGGAGAAACUGCGAGCAGAUAAGUUUAGAGCUUGCACAAUCAUGAUUCAGAAGACAGUGCGGGGCUGGCUACAAAGGGUCAAGUACAAAAGGCUGAGAAAAUCUGUAAUCGCCAUCCAGUGCCACAUGCGUGGGUACCUGGUACGAAGUUAUGUCGAGCAACUGAGGAGGACAAGAGCUGCCAUCAUCUUCCAGAAGCAGUACCGAAUGGUGCGGGCCAUCCGAGCUUUCCAGAGGAUUUACAAGGCAACCAUCACCAUUCAGGCUUUUACUCGGGGCAUGAUUGCCAGAAGGGCUUAUCACAAGAUGAUCACAGAGCACAAAGUCAUCAUCCUCCAGAAGUACGUCCGUGGCUGGCUGGCCCGCACUCAUUUCUGCCGGAUUAGACAUGCCACCAUCGUCCUGCAGUGCUGCUACCGGCGCAUGAAGGCCAGAAGGGAGCUGGAGGCACUGAAGAUCGAGGCCUGCUCAGUAGACCACCUGAAGAAGCUCAACAUUGGCAUGGAGAACAAGGUGGUCCAGCUUCAGAGGAAGAUUGUUGAGCAGAACAACGAAAACAAAUUGCUGAGCAAUCAGGUGUCUAUGCUCACAGCUGCGCACUUGUCUGAGGUGGAAAAGCUGAAGAGUGAACUGUUGCAGUAUCAGCAGAGCCACGUGAAUUACGGGAGUCAGGUUAUCAGCUUGCAAGGAGAGGUGGAGCACCUCCGGCUGGAGCUUGAAAAAGCUUACGGUGAGAGGAAGGUCGUGGAAGACAGCUACAUUAUGGAGAAAGACUUCCUAAGGAAGUGCAUAUCUGACUUGGAAGAAGAAAAUGCUUUCCUGAAGCAGGAAACAGAGGAGCUUAGGUCCGCACUGCAGCAACAUAAAGAUCAACUUUCACAAAGCAUACAUGAGCAAACUGCGACAAUGAAGAAAGAACUGGAAGAAGAGAGGGCUCGUUAUCAGAGCCUGGUAGAAGAGUAUUCAAUGCUGGAGCAGAGAUAUGACAGAUUGCAUGAUGAAAUUAUUGUGAUAAAGCAAUCACCAGUGCACAGAAGCCCAUCCAACCAGAGCAGUUUGGAGUCUGAUUCCAAUUACCCAUCCACUUCAACCUCUGAGACAGAAGACACUGAAGAUGUAAUGCAGCAAGUGGAGGAGAUUGAGGUGGAGAAAGCAGUCAUGGACAUGACCAUCUUCCUAAAGCUACAGAAGCGAGUGAGGGAGCUCGAGCAGGAGAGGAGGAUGCUGCAAAUCCAGCUGGAGAGAAAGGAGCAAGAAAGCCAGAAUGCCCAGAAGCAGGAGCUGGAGAGUGAGAUGAUGAAAAAUGAACUUAGUGAGUCGAGGAAGACCAUUGUAGAACAAGAAACCGAGAAUAACUCGUCCAGUGAUGUUCAGGAAGGUUAUAACCUCUUGCUGAAACAGCUGAAAUCAGCCAGAGAGGAGUUGGAAGUGCGGAAGAAAGAGGUGCUCAUCCUGAGGGCACAGAUUACAAAGUCAGCCCAGGAAGAGGAGGCAGACACAAGCACGGAGAGCUUUGUCACCACUAGCAGCUGUCAGAGUGGUGAAUUUUCUUCUGAUCAAGGGUAUGUGAUGGAAGACUACGAUGAACUGAGCAGAAUGAGCAACAAGACUGAGGAUUGGGGGUAUCUCAAUGAAGAUGGAGAGCUCGGCUUGGCUUACCAAGGUUUAAAGCAAGUUGCCAGGUUGCUGGAGUCACAGCUCCAGUGUCAGAAACAAGAACAUGUGGAGGAGGUAGAAGCUCUGAAAAAACAGAUUCGUAAAUUGAAAGAAGAGCUGGAGAGACAGCAGAUGUCUUCAGAGACCUUCAUGGAUUUUGGACUUCAGAAAGAAAUUACACGUCUUACCAAUGAAAAUCUGGAUCUUAAAGAAUUGCUAGAGAAGAUGGAAAGUAAUGAAAAGAUGCUGAAGAAGUGGCUGAAGGUUUACAUGAAGCGUGCCCAUGGAGUUGAAGCAUCCCUAGACACGGUACCAGAAGAGGGGAGGCAGCAUGAGCGUUACAGGCAAGUUGCUGUUCAGAGGAAGGAGAAAACUUUUCAGGGCAUGUUGGAAUAUCGUAGAGAAGACGAGCCACUCCUCAUCCAAAACCUCCUUAUAGAUCUCAAGCCUGAGGCAGUGUCUGCUGCUGUUCCCUGCCUUCCUGCCUACAUCCUCUACAUGUGUGUCAGGCACACAGAUUACAUCUGUGAUGAUCAGAAAGCGCACUCCUUGCUCACCUCCUUCAUCAACGGCAUUAAGACUGUGCUGAAGACACACAGUGGCAGUUUUUGGAUUACAUCAUUUUGGCUGGCAAAUACAUGUCGUUUCCAGCACUGCUUAAAGCAGUACAGUGGAGAAACGAAUUUCGUGACACAAAACACACCUAAGCAGAAUGAGCACUGUCUGAGGAACUUUGACCUGACCGAGUACCGCGAGGUGCUGGACCACCUCUGUGUCCAGAUCUACCAGCAGCUCAUCAAGAUAACAAGGCACAUGCUCCAACCCAUCAUCGUGCCUGCAUUGUUGGAAAAUUACAGUAUCCAGGGAUUUUCUGGUGGGAAGCUGAUGGGCUACAGGAAGUGUUCCUCCAACACGUCACGUUGUAACAGCUCCUACAACUUAGACAAACUCAUUGACCAGCUGACCAGGUUCCACCGCAUGAUGUGUGACCACGGUACAGACCCAGAGAUUGUGGAGCAGAUCUUCAGGCAGUUAUUCUACAUCAUCACUGUGGUUGCCCUGAACAACCUCCUGCUGAGGAGGGAUAUCUGCUCGUGGAACAUGGGCAUGCAGCUAAGGUUCAACAUAAGCCAGCUGGAGGAAUGGCUGCACGCAAAGAAUCUGCAGCAGUGUGGAGCAAUACAGACUUUGGAUCCCUUAAUUCAGGCAGCACAGCUUCUGCAGCUGAAAAAGAAAACCUCGAAAGAUGCUGAGGCCAUCUGCUCCUUGUGCACAUCACUCACGACCCAGCAGAUUAUAAAGAUACUUAAUCUCUACAGUCCUGUGAAUGAGUUCGAAGAACGUGUGACGGUAACUUUCAUACGAGAAAUACAGAUGCAAUUGAAAGAGCGAAAUGACCCUCCACAGCUGCUGUUCGACGUGAAGUAUAUGUUUCCAGUUUUGUUCCCAUUCAACCCCUCCUCCAUAACCAUGGACUCGAUUAAUAUCCCUCCAUCUCUCAAAUUGGACUUUCUCAAAAGAAUCUAAUUAAGCUCACCUCUCCUACACAGAGACUUCCAGCGAAGAAAGAAAAAUCUUUAAAUAUAGUUUGUGGGGAAUUUGUCACAGAUUCUGUGUUUGAGAAAUGCAGAUGCUCUUCCUAACAUCAUCUGCUUAUCUUAAAUGAAUGAUUGUGAUCAAUUCAAAUUGUUAGGAUUUUUUUUCACCGAACUUGUAAAAUAAAACAAACCAACACUCUGAUCUUACCAGGCAGAUGUUGAAAGGGGCCAGCCACUCACAGAAGCAGUCAUUGAUUUUUUUUUUUGAUUUUUUUUUUUUUCAGUAAUUACCACGAGGUGUUGAGUUCUCAGUUACUGCGGAGCCACAGACCUUGCUGAGACGGGGAAAGGUGGGUUCCUGAGCCCAUGGGGUGCUCUACAGUGAUUCUGGUGGUGAUCAGUCUGCAAACUAGUCAGAAUGGCAAUGCUUCUGCCACAGCUCUGCAUGCCAAAGUGCAGCGAGGAUGUCUGGCAGCAGCAAAAGCCCUGCUCAUCCCAGCACUGUGAGCAUUUCGCCCUUUCCACUUCCACAGUGGUCUUGUCCAAGUAGGUCUUAACUUACCUGCUUUUGUGGUUGCAGUUCCUGAAGUCUCAGCAAUCCACGAUGAUUAAGAGCUUUCAAAAAAACCACCUCUCUGCAUCUGACUGCUUUUAGUCGGUGUAAAUUAUACCCAAACAACAAAUUUAUGACCAAAGAUACAAGUGAGAAAGAUGCACUUGAAACAACAGGCUGUUUUCCUCAAUUUUCAAUAGUAAAGGAACAAAACUGUGCAAACUUACUAUUUAACUGAAAAAUCAGCAUCUUGUCAUUGCAUAUAAAUAUGAUAAUCUAAUUAAAAUUAAUUGUAUGAAUGGUCACAAACCUUUUUCCUCUGAUUCCAUACAUUACAGUUAUAAAUUGAUUUUUCUGUUCCCUAAAGAAGUUCUAGCAAUGAAGCUAUUAAGUAAAACAGUGCAGAGGACAUAUUCCCCAUUGAGUAUACAAUUUAUUUCAAAAUGUAGAUGCCAGUGGUCAAAAAUUUUCAAAUUAAGUUGAAAUUGGGAAAAAAAAAAAAAUCAGAAUAUGUGCUACUACAGUGCAGUGUCUAGUUUGUUUGAUGGGGGGGGGGGGGGUUGUGAAGUUUCAUUACCUUAAUAAGCAGAAAGUACAGCUGCUCCUGAAGUUGAAUGAUAUAAAGGAGUGAAUACUGCAGAUUCAAUACUACUGCUUACGAAAUAUUUUUCCAUUUUGAACAAACCUGUAAACUAUACUUAGAAAAAUGCUUGUAAUAGUCACUGUAAUGUUCAGCUGUGGAUUAAAAAAAUUUGUGAGAUAAACA